This is a messenger RNA of Sapajus apella (tufted capuchin), 1561 nucleotides long. RefSeq names its product phosphoseryl-tRNA kinase (gene PSTK). Gene Ontology annotation, molecular function: tRNA binding; kinase activity. Bases 467 to 1543 code for a protein of 358 amino acids. The transcript has 6 exons. The record is from RefSeq and is a predicted model, not a curated record. Lineage: Eukaryota; Metazoa; Chordata; Mammalia; Primates; Cebidae.
UUGUUCACAUCUGGGAACUGCAAAGGAGCGCGGUGGUCGGACUGUCAGCUUCGCCUCCUAUUCUUUGAUUUCCAGUAACUUAUUUUCUAAAGAUUGCUGGAGGGAAAGGCUCAACGUCUCUUUUGGGAUUUUCCUAAGCAGAACAACCUCAUCUUACUAAAACUGAGGCGCCAAUCCUGCUGGCAACUUUCGGCAGACAGGGUAAUUCUAUUUGAAGAUUAAUCCUAACGCUGGAAUUCUUUGGGAAUGUCCAGGAGCUAGGAACGCAGCGCCGCGGUCUCCUCAGCUUCCGGUCCUCAAGAGCAACUGGGGGUCAGUGCAGCUGGUGCCGCGGAGGCCGCACGGAAACUCAGCCGCGCCUGUUCCUCCACUGCGCCGGCAGGCGGCGGAGACGCUGCGCGUGCGCGCUGGGGAGACGGUGGCUCGGAGACAACGCUCGCAGACUCCUCCGGUCUGCCCGGGCAGCAUGAAGACCGCCGAGAACACCAGAGGAACCGGCAGCGAUGGGCCGCAGAAACGAGGCCUCUGCGUCCUCUGCGGCCUCCCUGCGGCAGGAAAAUCGACUUUCGCGCGCGCCCUCGCCCACAGGCUACGGCAGGAGGAGGGCUGGGCCGUCGGCGUCGUCGCGUAUGAUGACGUCAUGCCAGACGCGUUUCUCGCCGGGGCAAGCGCUCUACCGGCGCCAUCCCAGUGGAAAUUGCUUCGACAGGAACUGUUGAAGUACCUGGAAUACUUCUUGAUGGCUGUGAUUAAUGGGUGUCAGAUGUCUGCCCCACCCAGCAGGACUGAAGCCAUGUGGGAAGAUUUUAUAACCUGUUUAAAGGAUCAAGAUCUGAUAUUUUCUGCAGCAUUUGAGGCCCAGUCCUGCUACCUCUUAACAAAAACUGCUGUUUCUAGACCUUUGCUUUUGGUUUUGGAUGACAAUUUUUAUUAUCAAAGUAUGAGAUAUGAAGUCUACCAACUGGCUCGGAAAUAUUCAUUGGGCUUUUGCCAGCUCUUUUUAGAUUGUCCUCUUGAGACCUGUUUACAGAGGAAUGGCCAGAGGCCACAGGCACUGCCUGCUGCGACCAUCCGCCUGAUGGGAAGAAAGCUAGAAAAGCCCAGCCCUGAGAAAAAUGCUUGGGAACACAACAGCCUCACACUGCAGAGUCCAGCGGGUGCUUCAGGGGCCAGCCUGGAGGUGACUGAUUUAUUGCUCACUGCUUUGGAAAAUCCAGUAAAAUAUGCUGAGGACAAUAUGGAACAAAAGGACACAGACAGAAUUAUUUGUUCAACAAACAUUCUUCAUACAGCUGAUGUGACACUCCGAAGAAUUGUAUCUCAGACAAUGAAGGAAGCAAAAGAUGAACGAGUGCUUCCUUACAAAUUGAAGCUUCUAGCAGAAGAACUUAACAAGCUCAAAGCAGAGUUUUUGGAAGACCUAAAACAAGGAAACAAAAAAUAUCUGUGCUUUCAACAAACCACUGAUGUAUCAAAUGUCAUUUCUUUUUUUCAUUAUGAGAAAGAUAAUAUUGUACAGAAGUAUUUUUCAAAGCAGCAUUAAAAUUUCUUAAUUGCCAAU